Messenger RNA from Suillus discolor, 1145 nucleotides. RefSeq lists its product as uncharacterized. Lineage: Eukaryota; Fungi; Basidiomycota; Agaricomycetes; Boletales; Suillaceae. The coding region runs from base 301 to 969 and encodes 222 amino acids. The transcript is spliced from 5 exons. The record is from RefSeq and is a predicted model, not a curated record.
GGCUUCCACAUAGAAACUUCCAACGCAUACCUCAAGCGCACAUAAGUUAUAAAGGCUUCCACAUAGAAACUUCCAACGCAUACCUCAAGCGCACACAAGUUAUAAAGGCUUCCGCAUAGAAACUUCCAACGCAUAGUACCUCAAGCGCACAUAAGUUAUAAAGGCUUCCGCACAGAAACUUCCAACGCAUACCAGUUCAAAUGCUGGUAUGCUUAUGCAAGACCAUCUCAAGCGCAUAUAAGCCAAUGUCAAGGUGCAGUAUACGUAGACUAGCUGCACUCUUUUCUUUGACCUCUCGACAUGGCUUUACCAGAGACUUUCAGCAUUCAUGGGCCUCGGACUUCCGACGAAAGCAUACUUGCUGAAGACCGAAUGCUCCCAAGAGCUCUUCGUGACACGUCCUUUAUAACGAGAUCACUCUGUCUUCUUGCAAUGGGACGCCCCGAUCUUGAACUCCAUUGGGAGUCACUGCAAUCCGAGGACGCAUUCAAGAACGUGAGGGAAAGGCAAUGCUCUAUCCUGACCAACACUGUCACCGCAGCUGGUUUGCUUCUCGCGACAAGUGGUGUUUUCGUGACCGCCGUCUCUCCCGCGCCGUAUUUUGACUACACCUCGCCUGCCCCCUAUUUUCUACUCUUCAUAUCACUUAUGAUGGCCAUGAUUGCAAUGUUGACAUCUGGCUUGGGCAUGAUACGUUGGCUACAUGCCGAUCGCCAGUGGACUCAAGAGCAAAUCAAGCAAGGCGGUUAUUUCCUCUUGUCCCACCUCUUAUCAAUGGUCAUGCCCAUGUUCUUUGCUGGCCUGUCUCUGAAUUGCUUCAUAUUUGCAAUGUUGAUAGCAGGCUUCUGCUCUCAGAACACUGUCUGCCUCAUCCUCACUGCGGUCUGGCUCGUCGCAUACGUCGUCGGCGUUGGGUCGAUGUCCAUUGAAUUUAUGUGGAUGUUGGCCAGAUAUCUUAGGUCACGCUAACCUAGACACCGCCAGGAGUCUCCACCUACAAUGCACUACACAGUGCUUGUUGGUUAGGCAUACAGCAAGGUAUAGCCCAGCAUGGCGGGGUGGACGAUACUUAAGUAGAUAAUAUGUGCUUCAUUUUUUCAAUAUCAAAGAGGUAUUGAGUUGCUUUACCAAUCUUUACAUCGGAU